Messenger RNA from Penicillium macrosclerotiorum, 240 nucleotides. RefSeq lists its product as uncharacterized. The transcript has 2 exons. The coding region runs from base 1 to 240 and encodes 79 amino acids. The record is from RefSeq and is a predicted model, not a curated record. NCBI's taxonomy places the organism in Eukaryota, Fungi, Ascomycota, Eurotiomycetes, Eurotiales, Aspergillaceae.
AUGGCCUUGACCCGAGACUUCGGGAGCUCCAUAUGGAGCACAAUUGAACCAUACACUGGUCUUGUGAAGCGCUGCCCGAGCCAGUCUCAAAAGGGGGGCUGGUGUAUCAAAAUUGUGACCGGAGCAUCGACUCAACUCGGUAACGGCGAAUGGCACCCAGCGCGCAGUAUGCUAAGCCGUGCCUAUCUCAAUGCCUUGUCUAGUCCAUUCCGGGCCAUGCCAGGACCCGGUGCGGUCUAG